AUGAUCGAAAGCGUUCAUUUGAUGGACGUAAAUUUGAUGGACCCUGAAAGUCUACCCUCCGGUCUUAGAGCAUGUGCAGCAAUAGAGAGCCACGUGCAAACGCAACUGCAAUGUCCAUCUCCAGUUCUUGAUACAAGUGUUGCUACUCAAAGUAACGUGCUACAGUUUCGGUGUCCAUCUCUAGUACCUUCAACGAGUUUUGCGAUUGAGGGCGACGUAGUGCAGGUAUCAUCUUCAAGCUAUUCUCUGGUUUCUGGCAUAAGUACUGCUACAAAUUGCGCUGUGCAGAUGCAAUUUGUUGCUCAAAAUUGCAAUUGA
Molecule: messenger RNA, 318 nt
Organism: Arctia plantaginis
Lineage: Eukaryota; Metazoa; Arthropoda; Insecta; Lepidoptera; Erebidae
Source: the annotation of a GenBank genome assembly